UCGGCGGGGCGCUGUGCCGCGUGCUGCAGUGGGCUCUGCGCUGGACUCCGGGGUCCGGGGCGCGCGGCAUCCCGCGUUCGCCCUCCGCGCUUCUUCCGCCCCUUUCCUUAAUCCAGGCCCCGGGGCACCAGCGGGCAGGAAGCGGCCCCUCUGGGCUCGAGAGCCUCUGGCCUCCCCCCUUCUCUUCCCUCUUUUUCUCCAGCAGCCACUCAGCUCUGCUCAGCUUCUUCCCUCCUCAGGGGCCCCACUGGGAUUCUAUGGCUUCACCUACCUCCACCAACCCAGCACAUGGCCACUUUGAGAGCUUCCUACAGGCCCAGUUUUGCAAGGAUGUGCUGAGCAGCUUUCAGGGGCUCUGUGAGGCCCUGGGGCUAGAGCCUGGUGGGGGACUACCCCAGUACCACAAGAUCAAAGCCCAGCUCAACUACUGGAGUGCCAAGUCUCUGUGGGCUAAGUUGGACAAGCGAGCAGGUCAGCCUGUCUACCAACAGGGCCAGGCUUGUGCCAGCACCAAGUGUCUGGUGGUAGGUGCUGGGCCUUGCGGGCUUCGGGCUGCUGUGGAGCUGGCACUACUGGGAGCCCGUGUGGUGCUGGUUGAAAAGCGCACAAAGUUCUCUCGCCACAAUGUGCUCCACCUCUGGCCCUUCACCAUCCAUGACCUGCGGGCACUUGGUGCCAAGAAGUUCUAUGGGCGCUUCUGCACUGGCACCCUGGACCACAUCAGCAUCCGGCAACUUCAGCUGCUUCUACUAAAGGUGGCAUUACUGCUGGGGGUGGAAAUUCACUGGGGUGUCACUUUCUCUGGCCUCCAGCCCCCUUCUAGAAAGGGGAGUGGCUGGCGUGCCCAGCUCCAGCCCAGUUCCCCAGCCCAACUGGCCAACUAUGAAUUUGAUGUCCUCAUCUCAGCUGCAGGAGGUAAAUUCGUCCCUGAAGGCUUCACUGUUCGAGAAAUGCGUGGCAAACUGGCUAUUGGCAUCACAGCCAACUUUGUGAAUGGGCGCACAGUGGAGGAGACACAGGUGCCUGAGAUCAGCGGUGUGGCCCGAAUCUACAAUCAGAAAUUCUUCCAGAGCCUGCUCAAAGCCACCGGCAUUGAUCUGGAGAACAUUGUGUACUACAAGGAUGACACCCACUACUUUGUGAUGACAGCCAAGAAGCAGUGUUUGUUGCGACUGGGGGUGCUGCGUCAGGACUUGCCAGAGACUGAUCAGCUUUUGGGUAGUGCCAAUGUGGUACCCRAGGCUCUGCAGCACUUUGCCCGGGCAGCUGCUGACUUCGCCACACAUGGCAAACUCGGGAAACUAGAGUUUGCCCAGGAUGCCCAUGGGCGGCCUGAUGUCUCUGCCUUUGACUUUACAAGCAUGUUGCGGGCAGAGAGUUCUGCUCGUGUGCAGGAGAAGCACGGUGCCCGCCUGCUACUGGGACUGGUGGGGGACUGCCUGGUGGAGCCCUUCUGGCCCCUGGGCACUGGAGUGGCCCGGGGCUUCUUGGCAGCCUUCGAUGCAGCCUGGAUGGUGAAGCGGUGGGCAGAGGGUGCUGAGCCCCUAGAGGUGUUGGCUGAGCGUGAGAGCCUGUACCAGCUUUUGUCACAGACAUCCCCGGAAAACAUGCACCGCAAUGUGGCCCAAUAUGGGCUGGACCCAGCCACCCGUUACCCCAACCUGAACCUCCGGGCUGUGAUGCCCAACCAGGUACGAGACCUGUACGAUGUGGUGACCAAGGAGCCUGUGCGGAAAAGUGACAAGACAGAUGCAGGGAAUCCAGCCAUGGGGUCAGCGGGCACCCAGGAGGACCUGCUACGCUGGUGCCAGGAGCAGACAGCUGGGUAUCCAGGAGUCCAUGUUACUGACUUGUCUUCCUCCUGGACGGAUGGUCUAGCUCUGUGUGCCUUGGUGCACCGGCUGCGGCCUAGCCUGCUGGAACCUGAGGAGCUGCAAGGGGUGGGGGCUCUGGAAGCAACUACCUGGGCACUGCACGCAGCAGAGCAUGAGCUAGGCAUCACACCAGUGUUGUCUGCACAGGCAGUGGUGGCAGACAGUGACCCACUAGGCCUCAUUGCCUACCUUAGCCACUUCCACAGUGCCUUCAAGAGCAUGUCCCACAAUCCAGGUCCUAUUGGCCAAGUCUCUCCAGGUACCUCUAGUGCUGUACUAUUCCUUGGCAAACUCCAGAGAACCCUGCAACGGACCCGGGCUAAGGAAAAUGGGGAAGAUUCUGGUGGCAAGAAGCCUCGCUUGGAGGUAAAUGUAGAGGCUGAGAUGCCAAGUACUGAGGAGCUACCUGUCCCUGAACCCAGUGUACCUCUGACACCCCCAUCUCAACCUGAGGAGGCCAGUGCUGGGGACCUGUGUGCACUCUGUGGGAAACACCUCUACAUUCUGGAACGCUUCUGUGUGGAUGGCCAUUUCUUCCACCGGAGCUGCUUCUGCUGCCAUACUUGUGAGGCCACAUUGUGGCCAGGUGACUACRGGCAGCAUCCAGAAGAUGGACAUUUCUACUGUCUCCAGCAUCUGCCCCAGCCAGGCCACAAGGAGGAUGAGAGUGAAACAGGACCUGAGAACCCUGUAAAAACUGAGCUUCCCACACCAAGUGAGGACAACCUGCCAGGCCCGUUGACUCACACAACCCCACAGGAGGACGCCAGUCCUGUCCCGAGCCCCAUCCAGUCUAACCGCCGGCUGAUCCGCCUCUCCAGCCUGGAACGCCAGCGGCUCUCCUCUCUUAACAUUAACCCUGAACCUGAAACAGAGCCUCCUCCCAAGCCCCCCCGCAGCUUGGCCCGCCAGGCUCUGGAAGGCAGCUUUAUGGGCUGGGGUAUGCCAGGCCAGAGUCAGCAAGUUCUUAAGGACAUAGAGAAGGAGGAAGAGAGUCCUUCCUCCAGUGAAGAGGAAGAGGAAGAUGUGCCUUUGGACUCAGACUUGAAGCAGGCCCUGCUGACACUGGCCAAGAACUCGGACACCAUGAACAAGUACCCUACAUGGCGCCGGACUCUGCUGCGCCGGGCUAAGGAGGAGGAGAUGAAGAGAUUCUGCAAGGCCCAGACAAUCCAGCGGCGACUAAAUGAGAUUGAGGCUGCCCUGAGGGAGCUGGAAGCUGAAGGCGUAGAGCUGGAGCUUGCCUUAAGGAGCCAGAGCAGUUCCCCAGAACAGCAAAAGAAACUCUGGUUAGAACAGCUGCUGCAUCUUGUCCAAAAGAAAAACAGCCUAGUGGCUGAAGAGGCUGAGCUCAUGAUCACGGUGCAGGAGCUGGACCUAGAAGAGAAGCAGUGGCAGCUAGACCAGGAGCUAAGAGGCUAUAUGAACCGUGAAGAAACCCUGAAGACAGCAGCAGAUCGGCAGGCUGAGGAGCAGGUCCUGAAAAAGCUAGUAGAUGUGGUGAACCAGCGGGAUGCCCUCAUCCGCUUUCAGGAGGAACGCAGGCUCAGUGAGCUGGCAUCAGAGACAGGGGCCCAGGGCUAGAAGAUGGAGGGCUACCUACCUUCUUCUCUACAAGGAAGACAACCUCAUCCCAGGACAGUGCCACCCCUGCUCAUCUAGGCUGUUUGGGAGAGGCCUCACUGUUGACAAUAAAAAUA
Molecule: messenger RNA, 3574 nt
Organism: Urocitellus parryii (Arctic ground squirrel)
Lineage: Eukaryota; Metazoa; Chordata; Mammalia; Rodentia; Sciuridae
Gene: Mical1
Product: microtubule associated monooxygenase, calponin and LIM domain containing 1
Molecular function (GO): FAD binding; protein binding
Source: RefSeq, a predicted model, not a curated record